GGUCCUUGGUGGAGGUGACGUGUCCCAGUGGCAGGUGCAUAAAGCUGUGAGCCUGCAGGCUGCGGGCAGACUGAGAGCUUCUCUCAAGAUGAAGGUUCUGCUGCUGUUGGUCGUGCUGCUCGCUGAUGCGCUCAGCAAGGACACCUUUGAAGGACAUCAAGUCCUUCGCAUCGUAGCAGAAGAUGAAGUCCAGUUGUCUCUUCUGGCGCAGCUCAGAGACAUGGAGGAACUUCAACUGGACUUCUGGAUGGAGGUUAUUGACGUGAACAAUUUUGUGGAUGUCAGAGUUCCUGGCCACAAUCUGGAGUCUGUCAAAGGUUACUUGGACAACAACAACAUCCAUUUCUCCGUCAUGAUUGAAGACCUGCAGGCGAUCCUGGACGAGGAGCAGGAGGACAUGGACGCUUCCACUCGUAAAGCCGAGCCCAGAAACACAGACAGCUUCGACUUCUACAGAUACCACACCAUCAGCGAGCUGUACAGUUUCCAGGAUAUGCUGGUUGCUGAGAAUCCCACACUGGUCAGCAAGCUGGUGAUUGGUCAGAGUUACGAGCGUCGUCCCCUCAACGUGCUCAAGUUCAGUACCGGUGGAAGCAAACGUCCCGCCAUCUGGAUUGACACAGGGAUCCACUCCAGGGAGUGGGUGACCCAGGCUAGCGGUGCCUGGUUCGCCAAGAAGAUCGUGACCGACUACGGCCGCGACCCCGCGCUCACCGCCAUCCUCAACAAGAUGGACAUCUUCCUGGAGAUGGUCACCAACCCUGACGGAUACUACUACACCCACACUAGAAACCGCAUGUGGCGCAAGACCAGGAAGCCCAAUCCUGGUUCUAGCUGUGUCGGUGUCGACCCCAACAGGAACUGGGAUGCUGGUUUUGGAGGACCCGGGGCCAGCGGUAGUCCUUGCUCCGAGACAUACCGUGGAUCCAGAGCCCAUUCCGAGUCGGAAGUCAAGUCCAUCGUGGACUUUGUGAAGUCUCAUGGCAACAUCAAGUCCUUUGUGUCCAUCCACUCGUACUCGCAGAUGCUGCUGUACCCUUACGGCUACACCCGGACCCCCGUCAGGGACCAGGCUGAGCUGCACAAUCUAGCCAAGAAGGCCAUCACUGACCUGGCAUCCUUGUACCGCACUCGCUACAGAUACGGAAGCAUCAUCAACACCAUCUACCAGGCCAGCGGCGGCACCAUCGACUGGACCUACAACCAAGGCAUCAAGUACUCGUUCACCUUCGAGCUGAGGGACACUGGACGUUAUGGCUUCAUACUGCCCGCCAACCAGAUCGUGCCCACAGCCAAGGAGACAUGGUUGGCCCUCAUGGCCAUCAUGGACCACAGCUCCAAGAACCUGUACUGACCUGCACAGCGCCACCUGUAGGGGGAAUGUUGUUUGACGCCUCAAGUGUCAUCAAGCAGACCAAUAAAAGAAUGCAAGUG
Molecule: messenger RNA, 1434 nt
Organism: Entelurus aequoreus (snake pipefish)
Lineage: Eukaryota; Metazoa; Chordata; Actinopteri; Syngnathiformes; Syngnathidae
Gene: cpa5
Product: carboxypeptidase A5
Exons: 11
Coding region: 89-1354 (421 amino acids)
Biological process (GO): proteolysis
Molecular function (GO): metallocarboxypeptidase activity; zinc ion binding
Source: RefSeq, a predicted model, not a curated record